This is a messenger RNA of Lontra canadensis (Northern American river otter), 4147 nucleotides long. RefSeq names its product activator of transcription and developmental regulator AUTS2 (gene AUTS2). The transcript is spliced from 19 exons. NCBI's taxonomy places the organism in Eukaryota, Metazoa, Chordata, Mammalia, Carnivora, Mustelidae. The coding region runs from base 16 to 3789 and encodes 1257 amino acids. The record is from RefSeq and is a predicted model, not a curated record.
CGGCGCGGCGGAGCCAUGGAUGGCCCGGCGCGGGGCCAUGGACUCCGCAAGAAGCGGCGGUCGCGGUCGCAGCGAGACCGGGAGAGGCGCUCCCGGGGCGGGCUGGGGGCCGGCGCGGCCGGCGGCGGCGGGGCCGGCCGGACCCGGGCGCCCUCGCUCGCCUCGUCGUCGGGCUCCGACAAGGAAGACAAUGGGAAGCCCCCGUCCUCCGCCCCGUCCCGGCCCCGGCCCCCGCGGAGGAAGCGCAGGGAGUCCACCUCGGCCGAAGAGGACAUCAUCGAUGGAUUUGCCAUGACCAGCUUUGUCACUUUUGAAGCGCUGGAGAAAGAUGUAGCACUUAAGCCUCAGGAACGUGUGGAGAAACGCCAGACCCCUCUGGGCAAGAAGAAACGGGAAGCACUCACCAACGGCCUGUCCUUUCACUCCAAGAAGAGCCGGCUCAGCCGCGCGCACCACUGCGGCUCCGAUCGAGAGAAUGACCGUAACCUCUGCCAGCACCUGGGGAAGAGGAAGAGGAUGCCGAAGGGACCCCGGCAGCUCAAGCCAGGCCAGAACAGCUGCAGAGACAGUGACAGUGACAGCGGAGAAUCCAAAGGCUUCCACCGGAGCAGCUCUCGGGAAAGGCUCAGCGAUAGUUCAGCUCCCUCCAGCUUGGGAACAGGCUACUUCUGUGACAGCGACAGUGACCAGGAAGAGAAGGCAUCAGAUGCCAGCUCUGAAAAACUCUUCAAUACUGUUAUUGUAAACAAAGAUCCGGACUUAGGGGUUGGCACCCUCCCAGACCAUGACAGCCAGGAUGCGGGGCCAAUUGUCCCCAAGAUAUCGGGUCUAGAGAGAAGCCAGGAGAAGAGCCAGGACUGUUGCAAAGAGCCGAUCUUUGAGCCCGUGGUGCUGAAAGACCCCUGCCCUCAGGUCCCUCAGUCACUGCCCCAGGCCCAGGCGGAGCCCCAGCCCCGAGCUCCUUCUCCAGACCCCGACCUGGUGCAGCGCACGGAGGCGCCCCCUCAGCCCCCACGUCCAAGCACACAGCCGCCCCAGGCGCCCCCAGAGGCCCAGCCUCAGCCCGCCCCUCAGCCUGCAGUGCAGAGGCCGCCGCGGCCGCAGUCUCCGGCCCAGCUGCUGCACCAGAGCCUCCCGGCCGUGCAGGCGCACCCCUCGUCCCAGAGCCUCUCCCAGCCCUUGUCGGCCUACAACAGCAGCAGCUUGAGCCUCAACAGCCUAAGCAGUAGCAGAAGCAGCACCCCGGCGAAGACUCAGCCCGCCCCUCCUCACAUCUCUCACCACCCCUCGGCCUCCCCGUUCCCCCUCUCCCUGCCCAACCACAGCCCCCUGCACAGCUUCACGCCCACCCUCCAGCCCCCCGCACACUCACAUCACCCCAAUAUGUUUGCCCCUCCCACGGCUUUGCCUCCCCCACCGCCGCUGACUUCAGGGAGUCUGCAGGUCCCCGGACACCCGGCCGGAAGCACUUACUCAGAGCAAGACAUCUUGCGGCAGGAACUGAACACGCGUUUUCUGGCGUCUCAGAGUGCUGACCGCGGGGCUUCCCUGGGCCCUCCGCCCUACCUGCGGACCGAGUUCCACCAGCACCAGCACCAGCACCAGCACACGCACCAGCACACGCACCAGCACACCUUCACGCCGUUUCCCCACGCCAUCCCGCCCACCGCCAUCAUGCCGACGCCAGCACCUCCCAUGUUUGACAAAUACCCUACAAAAGUUGACCCAUUCUACCGGCACAGUCUCUUCCAUUCCUACCCUCCUGCGGUGUCGGGCAUCCCCCCUAUGAUUCCACCCACCGGCCCGUUCGGUUCACUACAAGGAGCAUUUCAGCCCAAGACAUCCAACCCUAUCGAUGUUGCUGCUCGACCCGGGACAGUCCCACAUACUCUGCUCCAGAAGGACCCGAGGUUGACAGAUCCUUUCAGACCUAUGUUAAGGAAACCAGGGAAGUGGUGUGCUAUGCACGUUCACAUCGCCUGGCAGAUCUACCACCACCAGCAGAAGGUCAAGAAACAGAUGCAGUCAGACCCGCAUAAGCUGGACUUCGGAUUGAAACCCGAGUUCCUGAGCCGCCCCCCGGGCCCCAGCCUCUUUGGAGCCAUCCACCACCCCCAUGACCUGGCCCGGCCUUCAACUUUGUUCUCUGCCGCUGGUGCUGCACACCCAACCGGGACCCCUUUUGGGCCACCCCCCCACCACAGCAACUUCCUUAACCCUGCCGCUCACCUGGAGCCUUUUAACCGUCCGUCUACGUUCACUGGCCUCGCAGCGGUUGGUGGCAAUGCCUUCGGGGGACUCGGAAACCCUUCAGUUACACCCAACUCAAUGUUCGGCCACAAGGAUGGCCCCAGUGUGCAGAACUUUAGCAACCCUCACGAACCCUGGAACCGGCUCCACCGCACGCCUCCGUCGUUCCCGACCCCUCCGCCCUGGCUGAAGCCAGGGGAGCUGGAGCGUAGCGCGUCCGCUGCAGCUCAUGACAGAGAUAGAGAUGUAGAUAAACGAGACUCCUCCGUUAGUAAAGAUGACAAAGAAAGGGAAAGCGUUGAGAAGAGACACUCCAGCCACCCUUCACCAGCACCCGUCCUCCCGGCGAGCGCCCUGGGACCUAACCGUAGCUCCGCUGAACAGAUCAGGGGUCAUUUGAACACUGAGGCGCGUGAGAAAGACAAAUCCAAAGAGAGGGAGAGAGACCACUCGGAGUCCCGCAAGGACCUGGCCGUCGACGAGCACAAGGCGAAGGAGGGCCACCUGCCCGAGAAGGACGGCCACGGCCACGAGGGGCGAGCCGUGGGCGAAGAGGCCAAGCAGCUAGCCCGGGUGCCGUCGCCCUACGUGCGGACCCCCGUGCUGGAGAGCGCCAGGCCCAACAGCACCUCCAGCCGCGAGGCCGAGCCACGCAAGGGCGAGCCGCCCUACGAGAACCCCAAGAAGGGCUCGGAGGUCAAGGUGAAGGAGGAGCGCAAGGAGGACCACGACCUGCCUCCAGAGGCCCCACAGACCCACCGGCCGUCGGAGCCGCCGCCUCCGAGCUCCUCGUCCGGCGUGCACCCGGGGCCCCUGGCGUCGAUGCCCAUGACGGUGGGGGUGACCGGCAUCCACCCCAUGAACAGCAUCAGCAGCCUGGACAGGACGCGCAUGAUGACUCCCUUCAUGGGCAUCAGUCCCAUCCCGGGCGGAGAGCGGUUCCCAUACCCUUCUUUCCACUGGGACCCCAUACGGGACCCGCUGAGGGAUCCCUACCGAGAACUUGACAUUCACCGCAGAGACCCGCUGGGCAGGGACUUCCUGCUGAGGAACGACCCCCUCCACCGUCUCUCGACCCCCCGGCUGUACGAAGCCGACCGCUCCUUCCGGGACAGGGAGCCUCACGACUACAACCACCACCACCACCACCACCACCACCCGCUGUCUGUGGACCCUCGGCGGGAACACGAGCGCGGGGCGCACCUAGACGAGCGGGAGCGCCUGCACGUGCUCCGGGAGGACUACGAGCACACGCGGCUGCACUCAGUGCACCCCGCCUCCCUGGACGGGCACCUGCCGCACCCCAGCCUCAUCACGCCGGGGCUCCCCAGCAUGCACUACCCCCGGAUCAGCCCCACGGCGGGCCACCAGAACGGACUGCUCAACAAGACGCCUCCGACGGCCGCGCUGAGCGCGCCCCCACCACUCAUCUCCACGCUGGGGGGCCGCCCCGUCUCACCCCGCAGGACUACUCCUCUGUCCGCAGAGAUGAGGGAGAGGCCCCCUUCCCACACUCUGAAGGACAUCGAGGCUCGGUAAGGAGAGCAGGGCCCGAGCGAGGACGGAGAAGCCCCACACCCACACGACGCCAGACUUGAGAGAGGGAGGGAGGGAGAGCGAGAGAGGACGGACCGCUGCCACGGACUGGGGGCCACGCGCCUCCGCCUCCUCCCCUUGUAAAAAAUGUAUAGACUCCGUGCAGAUUUUGAAAUGUUUUUUUGUAUAUUCUAUGUUGAAAUUUUUCAGAUCUUUUAGCCAAGUCCGAUGUUCUCACGUCCCUAACUCUUUCGGUUUCUCGUAUAAAACUUUGUUGAUUUGAACCAAAACAGCAAAGAUGGCAUACACACCCGGCGCGGUGGUGACUUGGGGGGGAGGCGGCAGCGGCGCCCGCGGUCCG